Molecule: messenger RNA, 3002 nt
Organism: Pygocentrus nattereri (red-bellied piranha)
Lineage: Eukaryota; Metazoa; Chordata; Actinopteri; Characiformes; Serrasalmidae
Gene: arl4aa
Product: ADP-ribosylation factor-like 4aa
Exons: 2
Coding region: 168-764 (198 amino acids)
Biological process (GO): intracellular protein transport; vesicle-mediated transport
Cellular component (GO): cytoplasm
Molecular function (GO): GTP binding; GTPase activity
Source: RefSeq, a predicted model, not a curated record
GAGUGAGAGGAGCGGCGCUGUGGGCUGGAGGAGAGCGGCUGCUGCUGGAGUCACCUGAAAACUUUUAACCGCCUGUAAAGGCACAGUGAACCUCUGGGAGGAUAAGCAGGAGUCUGGGUAAAGUUAUGAAUCUUUUUGGGUUGAUCUGAUACCAACGCCAGAGGAAAAUGGGGAACGGAAUAUCAGAUCAGUCCAGCAUAUUUUCAAAUCUUCCCUUCUUCAAGUCUCUUCACAUUGCUAUUUUGGGAUUGGACUCUGCAGGGAAGACCACUGUGCUUUACAGACUGCAGUUCAAUGAAUUUGUGAACACUGUCCCCACUAAAGGUUUCAAUGCUGAGAAGGUAAAACUAGUGCUUGGGGGCUCUACAGUGGCAUUUCACUUCUGGGAUGUUGGUGGUCAGGAGAAGCUCCGUCCACUAUGGAAGUCAUACACUCGCUGCACAGACGGCGUUGUGUUUGUGGUGGAUUCGGUGGACGCUGAGAGGAUGGAGGAGGCCAAAACUGAACUGCACAAGAUUACCCGUGCUUCAGAGACACAAGGCGUUCCUGUGCUUAUUGUCGCAAACAAGCAGGACCUUAGGCACUCUCUAACCGUGGCAGAAGUUGAGAAGAUGCUGGCACUCAAUGAACUAGGAGCCACCACGCCAUGGCAUUUGCAGCCAACCUGUGCUAUAAUAGGUGAUGGUCUAAAAGAGGGACUUGAAAGACUCUAUGACAUGAUUCUCAAACGGAGGAAGAUAUUAAAACUGCAGAAAAAGAAGUGAACACUAUUUCUGAUGCUUUAUUUUUUAUGGGACAAGGUGUUAUGAAGGCAUAAAAGUUUAUCAGUUGACUGAGUUUUAUCAGUUUUACAGACUGAUAUUUUACUACAUAUUAAAGCCCAUGGUUUUCUAAAGGAAGCUCCUAAAAAGAGCAUAAAAGAGUUUGUAGCUAUAAAUGGCACAAACUGUAUUUCUUGGUCUUUUUACUGGAUAUUUUGUGGAAAGUGUGUGUGUGUGUGUGUGUGUGUGUAUACACACACGCACACACACAUGUCAUACUUGAGAAGUGCAGACCUAUCUGAAACCUGUUAGUUGAAUGUGGAGGGAAAGUGAGUAGUAAGGGUCAUGAGAACAUAUUAAAUUGAGAACUUUCUGGGUUACGGUAAAUAUAGAACACUGCAGGUCAGCUAAACAACAAAUAUUUAAUUCAUUGUAUUGUUAUAUUUUAAAGGUAUAAGACAUUUGCUACUUAUUUAGUUUCAUAUCUAGUAGGAAGGAGCUGUGGGCCAGUGCUGCUCUCUAUUUUUCAUGUAGAUAUCUGCUGAAGUUAAUACAUGAUUACAAAUGCAGUAAAAUGAAUAAAAUGCACAUAUUUUAGCAAAGUAUCCCACUAUACUAGAAAUAGAAAACAAUAAAAUGUACUUUGAUUUGAGUUUAUAGUAUCAGUCAAAUCUAAACAUCAGUUAGAUACCAAUAACUGCCCAUAUUGAUAUGAUGACCUCAUCGCGCAUCCCUCUUGGGUAGGAAUGGUUUUGUACUUGAAAAUGCUUUUCUAUCAGCUGCUUUCUUAUUUUCCUGUGUCAAAGUCUAGUUUCCUCUCAUUUCUAUACAAGUUGUUUACAGCACUUUAGUCAUGAUCUUUUAUUUGAAUGACUUUGAGACUGACUUGAUAUAAAAAUAUUAGUCUAAAGAUUGGAAGAAAAUGUUUUGCACAUGGGUUUUAUUCUGCAAUACAUUUAUUUGACUAAAUUUUAAUAAAUGAAUGUUUCCCGAUGUGCGUGUACAUGUUGUAGGUGAAACAGACAUAAGCCCUUAUAUGGCCCUUAUUUGUUUCUGUUUGACGAGUUUUGUGGUCACACCCAUAUUGACCAGUGUUCUGUAGAGUUCACUCCCUCUUGUUUGAGUAAAUAUCAUUGCUUACACUGUGACAUACCUUGUAGACUUUAACACUUUGGUGAACAGGGAAGCAGAAGUUACUGUUUAGCUCUGAAGCCUGGCUUCUUUCUGGCCCUAGAGGGUUAAAUGUUGUUCUUGUGAAGGCAGUAGACCUAAAUCCUCCCCUCUUGGACUAUAAUGCUGAAAUAAUGAGUGUGAAGGGAGGGGGGUGGUGGAAAUGUGGGUUCAGCCACUGUGCGUCACAUGGUUUCCUUUGUUACAGCUACACCCCAUAAAUCCAAACUGACAAGGCCUCUUCCCUCUGUUCCACUUAGCUGUCGUAAGAGUGAGCUAGGACAGUAACUGGCUUCCUUUCCCACACUCAUUUUGUUGAUAUCUACAGGCUAGUGUCACACCUGUGUCUUUUGGUGUUUUAUUACUUUCACUAUUAGUCUUAUCUUACUGUUAUGAGUAGUAAAUGUAUGUAUACAGUUAGAGCUGGGCUAUAUGGAAAAGUAUAUCACAACGCUUCUAGACGUUUUGUCACUUUUUUUUUCCAGACAUCUUGUGGAAUUUGCAGCGUCACAUUUAUAAAUAAAUACAUUGAUUGUAUUCUGUAUUUUACCUACUGAGCUGCACAUGAUCCAGAUAACCAGGACUAAAUAUGCUCUCUUUGUAAUUAAACAUGCACUCAGAUCAGUGUUUUUAGGACUGCUGAUAGUCCUGAAAGGCUCAGAAAAGCGUAUUGUAACACAAAUCCUGGAGAUCUUCCACCCUGGAGAGUUAAGAUCUGACACACCUGGCUCUAAUACACAGAUGUUCAUGAAAUCCUUCAUUAUGUGGAUCAGUUGUGUUAAAUUAGGGUUGGAGCUAAACUCUGCAGGGUGGUACAUCUAGACCAGAAUUGAGCUUUAUCUGCAAUAUGUGCUUACAAAGUACAUCAAAAUGUACAGGUUAUGGUUGGCUGAAAUCAAUUCUAGACAAAGAUACUAAAUUUAAAAAAGAAAAAAAUCUAGUGUAGCUUCAUGAUGUACGGUGUAUUAUUUAUCGCUUUCAGGUUGAUAUGUACUUUUUUUUUUUUUUUUUUUUUAAUUCAGAAUGGAACCUCUGUAUUCUGUUGAAUACAUAAAUGGCCUGUUGGCUGUA